Molecule: messenger RNA, 3553 nt
Organism: Zerene cesonia (dogface butterfly)
Lineage: Eukaryota; Metazoa; Arthropoda; Insecta; Lepidoptera; Pieridae
Product: myogenesis-regulating glycosidase
Exons: 8
Coding region: 19-2922 (967 amino acids)
Biological process (GO): carbohydrate metabolic process
Molecular function (GO): hydrolase activity, hydrolyzing O-glycosyl compounds
Source: RefSeq, a predicted model, not a curated record
AUGAGAUAAUCGACCAUCAUGGCGAACCGCGAAAACGAUAUGGAGGCUCACGAAGCAGUGGCAAAAGGGCUAAAUUCCCCUGAAAUACGAUCGAGUACCAAAAUACCAUUCGCUGACGAAGGUGUAGAAUUAGAACAUGUCAAACCAGAUGAGCCUCUACGACCCAAACGAGUUAAAGAUGUAGAAAAAGGUUAUUCGGAUAGAGAAGUUGGUAAAAUACAUGCGUCAGACCUUGGAGCUGUACAUUCACCAAACAGCGAUACAAUAGUAGUAGAUACGCCUGAAGGAACGCUUUAUAUAACUUUAGAUCCAGAUUCAUCUAGGUCAUCCAAACUUACCAGCCCGACGAGCCCUACGAGUCCUAGUACACAAUCAACUGACCUCUCUGAAUCACCCAGUACUUCCAAAGCAUUUGGUGCUAAAGAAUCUGACGAUCUGAUAACCUCUGAAAGUGAAAUAGAGCAGAGAAGAACUAAUUUGCGAAGGAAUUCGAUAUCAAUGCCAACAUUGCCCAAUAUGGAGCUCCUGAGACAGGAAUAUUUGAGCAACACGCAAGGAAAUAUUCCAGAGCACCACCAGAGCACAGCAUCAGGGUUCAGUGAUGGCGACAAUACUGCUGAUGAUAACGCGCUCUCCGAAGAUGAUAGAUCGAAAACACCGCUCAGAUCUCCUCGCAAGAAGUAUCCAAGGCGCUCCCGGUCCGAGUUUAGUAUGGAUGACGACGAAUAUUCACCAAGCAAUUCCGUCACCUCGGUUAAUUCACUGGCCAGCUUGCUCAAAGAGAAACUGCAGAGUAUACCGCAAAAGAUGAGAAAGAAGCCAACAGACUACAAGUUGCGAGCCUUCGUGCUACUAAUGUUCCUUGCAGUAGCAUUCUUCAUAGGUUUUGCGUACACGCUGUAUCAUCAGAAAGCUCUCACUAAAGCGUACUUUGAAAGCGUACAGUUUAACGAACCCAAGCGCCUUAUAAGGAUCUUCAAUACAGAUGAUGUUGAGAUUCUGAGAGCUUAUCUCGCUGUAGACCUCCACGGCAAGCAAAAAGCUUUCCCCUGUCUACCAGAGCACCGUCUCUCUGACGGCUCGGAGUGCCUGGAGUGGCUCAACACUCUGCGCUUCUACCUCAAAUGUCUGCCGCAUGACCCCGGAAUGGACAAUACCACUUGCUAUUCCGUGCAUUGGAAGGCUUUACGACAUGAUAUAACUCCAAACGACUGCUUCGACUGGAGCGAAACCAAAGUGCACUGGUACGGCGGUGGACAAUCCAUUAACCUCACCUGGCCUCUCGACUCCGGGUCUAUCGACUACACCCCCUUCAUUACGGGAGACAUGCAGAAGUCCCAACUUGGCAAUGUCCUCACACGUUACUUCAUCAAUUCUAAAGGCGCAGCCAUCAUCGUGGAUGACGAAACACCUCUAUACUUAGCGGUGAACAAUGGGAAAAAACAAAUUUGCAUUAAAGCGCAGUUCGACGAGUUUGCGUACGCCAACAAGCUGACAGAAUUCCCAGAAAUGAGAUACAAUAUAUGCACUGCAAUGGACAUGAAGUCGUUGCAUUCAUCCAUCCACAGCCACAGGCGAGCUCCUCUAUGGGAUGGACUGAAGCCGGCUGAUAUGCAAACCCUAGAAUCGUUAAUAUCGGAGCCAGUAUGGCAAAUUGCACCCAGAUUUAAACAUGAACUUCAAGCAGAGACGAUUGCUAAAUACACGGAAGAUGUCAUAGAUUUGGGCUUUCUGAAGCAGGGUCACGUGCUUAUCAAUGAGUUUUGGCAAGAGGAGAUAGGUGAUUUUAGCGUAGACGUCAAGCGCUUCAGUACUCUCAACACAACUGUUGAUAAACUACACCGCAGAGGUUUUAAAGUCGCGUUUACUGUGCAACCGUUUAUCAGUACGGAAAGUGCGAAUUUUGCUGAAACAGUACAAAAGAGAUUGCUCAUCACUGAAAGGAAUGGGGAUAGACGCAUACCGGCUUUGACUCGCUUUAAAUCCGUCGAUAGCGCUGGGGUUCUAGACAUUACAGACGACAGAACAAUAGCCUGGAUUUACGAUAAAUUACGGGUAGUUAUGGACAAAUAUCACAUAGACUCAUUUUAUUUCGACUUAGGAACGGCAUACGAUAUGCCGUACUACUAUAGAUGUGAGAAGCGAUUGAUAAACCCUGAUCAGUACAAAACUGCUUUCAUAAAGGCGUUCGAGAAGAAUUUGAAUAUUAUUGGAGUGUCUUCGGCUGUGAGUUUGCCGAGACCUCCGAUAUUUGUGUCGUUGCCGCCCUUCGAGUCGAGCUGGGAAGCUUUGCAAUCCGUGAUACCUACGAUGUUAACGUAUGGAGUAAAUGGGUAUCCGUUUAUAAUGCCAGGAGCAGUAGGUGGGGAUAUUUAUUGGCCAGGGAGUGAACAGUUUCUGCCAUCGGCUAAAGGAUCUUUGGAUACGAACGCGACGAACUCGUCCCAAAAUGGUAUAGCGUUACCAGAAAAGGAGUUAUACAUGCGGUGGUUGCAAAUGGCGACCUUUUUGCCAGUGAUGAAGUUCACGCAUUUGCCGAGUAAAUAUAAUGAUGAGAGGGUUCUGGAAAUGGCCAAGAAUUUGACGUUGUUGCGGCAAAAAUUAGUGACGCCGCUGCUGCUGCGGCUGCGGCGCGCGGCGCUGGAGGAGGGGCUGGGCGCGGCGCGCGCGCUGUGGCUGCGCGCGGACGGCGACGCGGCGCUGCAGCUGCGCGACCAGUUCGCGCUCGGCGCCGACCUCGUCGUGGCGCCCGUGCUCGCGCGCGGCGCCACCGCCCGCGAGGUGUACCUUCCCAGCGGUCUCUGGCAGGACGGUAUUGACGGAUCCCUGCGGAAGGGCAACCGCUGGAUGCACGAGUACAAGGUGCCGCUGGACAAAGUGGCCUACUUCAUACGGAAACCUGAUGACAUGAGGUUCAAGUGAUAUGGGAUAGUGGAAUUAAUUGGAAAAAUUUAAGUGGAAGAUGGGAAGAUUUAGAUAAAACCAAAAAUAGAGAAAACGCGAAAAUUUGAACUGGAUAGCCGAAUAAAUUGGAUGAAAUAAAGUUGAAAUUGAAAAUAAUAAAACUCGACUGGAAAUAUUUAUAAUAUACUUAAUCUUGGUUUAUAACCCCAGUAUGCCAUUUAUUGAACAUCUAUCUAUUGAUAUCACAUAGAUUAUUAUUUAUUCACGCCAUUUAAACAAUAUCUCUGGGGUAAUAAAAAUAUAUUUAGUGUUGCUUUUUAUGAAUUUUUAAGCUAUAUCUGUAGUCUUAAUUGAGCUAAAUAUCUUUAUUAUUUAUGAUUCAUGAGAUUAAAAGGGAACCAAAGUCAAGUAAGAUUUAACAAGUUAAGUUGGGACCAUUUUUGUCAAGUUUUAUAUAACUCUAAUAUUAAUAGUUUAAUCUAUGUUAUAAUGAUAACAGUGAUUUUUUAUAGCAUCGAUGUUACUUCCUACACUUCUAUAACAUGUGUUUUAGAAAUCUGGAUUAUAAUUAGCUGCUGCUGCUUUAAGAGGGCUUGUGAAGUAUUCUAUCUAAACUGUCAAGUUUGUCUUUUUUUAUUAUUUUUUUAUG